Rhodamnia argentea is the source of this 1554-nucleotide messenger RNA. Its product is annotated as U-box domain-containing protein 29-like. The record is from RefSeq and is a predicted model, not a curated record. Bases 94 to 1359 code for a protein of 421 amino acids. Gene Ontology annotation, biological process: protein ubiquitination. The transcript has a single exon. Gene Ontology annotation, molecular function: ubiquitin protein ligase activity. NCBI's taxonomy places the organism in Eukaryota, Viridiplantae, Streptophyta, Magnoliopsida, Myrtales, Myrtaceae.
CUUCCUUCCCUCUCCAAAUUCUGUCUCUGUCUCUCUGUUCUCUCUCUAAAAUCCAUCGAAGCAGCAGUUUCGCCGGGAAUAGUGAGUGAUCCGAUGGGGCGCGAAGAGCAGCUCCACAUCACCGUGCCGAGCCUCUUCCGGUGCCCGAUCUCGCUCGACGUCAUGAAGUCGCCGGUGAGCCUUUGCACCGGCGUCACCUACGACCGCUCCUCCAUCCAGCGCUGGCUCGAGUCCGGCCACCAGACCUGCCCCGCCACCAACCAGCCCCUCCCUUCCACCGACUUCGUCCCCAACCUCACUCUCCACCGCCUCAUCCACCUCUGGGUCCAGUCCUCCUCCGCCCGCCUCCCGGGCUCCCUGGCGCCUCCGCCGGCGGCGAGGUCCUCUCCCUCCGAGAUUCGAGCUCUCAUCGAACAAAUCGUGUCGGAGACGGCCCGGGAUAGUUGCUGCGGUGCGUUGAAGAAGGUCGCCGAGUUCGCGAGCUAUCGCGAGGAGAACAGGAGGUUCUUGGCUGGUUCCGACGGUUUUGUGGAGGCGAUUGUUCAGGUUAUGACGAGAGGAGGAGGUUCGGAAUCGGAAAUCGAGGUUUUGGAGUUGGCGGUGACGGUUUUGGAGUCGAUUUUGAUGGAGAAUGGAGUUAAAGAGCGGUUGACCAGGCGGCUGCUCCGGAGCGACCGUGAGAACUGCUUGUCUCCGAUUGUUUCGGUCCUUCGAAGCGGAAGAUUAGCGUCGAAGAUUGCGGCUGUCAGGAUUUUGGACUCGAUCGCGGUCGACAAUGAGUCCAAACGCUCAAUCGCCGAAAUGGAGGACGUCCUCGCCGAAUCAAUCCGGCUCCUCGCCGCCGAGACCGACGAGAGCCUGCGGGAUGCCGUCUUGUCGUUCCUCAUCAAUUUGACCGUGGCUCGGUCAAUGAAGAACCAGCUGGUCCAGCUCGGGCUCGUCCCGAUCCUCGCCAGUUUCAUCUCCAAUCAAGACUCCACCGGUCCAACCGUCGAGAGGUCUUUGAGAUUGACGCAGAUGGUCUCGACGGUCGCGGAAGGGAGACAGGCGAUGAGCGAGGACGCGGAGCUGACGAGCUCGCUGGUGGGGAGGCUGAUGAAGUUGUCGAAGGCGGGGACGGAGGACGCGGUCGCGGUGCUGUGGAGCAUGUGCUGCGUGUACGGAGAUUCGAGGGCGAAGGAGAGAGUGUCGAGGAGCAAUGGCAUGACCAAGGUGUUGCUGGUGAUGCAGAGCGAGGAAGAUGCCGGCGUGAGGAGGAUGUGCCGCGAUCUGGUGAAGGUUUUGAGAUCUGGGGGUAACACCGUUGAAUCUGGGUUGGUGAGCUAUGAGACCAGAACUACCCACAUCAGGCAUUGCUGAAUUCUCGCCGACGACGACGACGACGACGACGACGAUUGAUGAUGACAUUUCUCACAGUUGCACAAAUUUUUGUUAGUUUUUUUAGGUGAUAAACUGAAAAGUGAUUGUUCAGACACACGGGGCUUAAACACGUACAAGAGGAGAAGAAUCUAGAUGGAAUUCUUUGAAAUUUGAUGUUACAGAGACACCUUGACA